Molecule: messenger RNA, 4229 nt
Organism: Hemicordylus capensis (graceful crag lizard)
Lineage: Eukaryota; Metazoa; Chordata; Lepidosauria; Squamata; Cordylidae
Gene: RIC3
Product: RIC3 acetylcholine receptor chaperone
Exons: 6
Coding region: 554-1591 (345 amino acids)
Biological process (GO): protein localization to cell surface; synaptic transmission, cholinergic
Cellular component (GO): neuron projection; intracellular membrane-bounded organelle; neuronal cell body
Source: RefSeq, a predicted model, not a curated record
GGCCCUCUCUUGAUUCCCUUUUUUCUCAAUGGAGCUUAUGUAGGGACGUCUGCAGGAGUAGACUCUUGAUGAUGCUGAAGUGUGAACCACACGGCUCUGGGUACUUAGCGAAUAUUAAUGUAAUAGUCGUGCACGAUUCUUUAUGCAGAAUGCUAACUGGAUGAGCUAUUCAUGUUAGAAGCUUUCCCAGUAUUUACUUGUAAGAGGAAAAAAAUAGAAAAACAUCUUUGCACGUGUAGAGCGGCGCGAAUACACACGUGCACCCAAGUCCGUUUGCAGGACUAGCUAUCUCGAGCUUUGCACAGCGUUCUCCCACGUGGUUCCCACACAGGACAAAGCAGCUGAUAGUGCAGUCCUAGGCAUGUCUCCUCAGAAGUAAGUCAUGUUGAGUUCCGUGAUACUUACACUUAGGUAAGUGAGCAUAGGAUUGUAGUCUUGGAGAACACGCAUCUGUGGAUCCACUGGCAACUGUGCUGAAUUUUGAAAGGCGUGUAGAUUCUAAGCAGCUCCAUGAAUUCACACAAAAGGAAAGACUGGCCAGUAUCCUCCAACAAUGCAUCAUCAGAUAUCUCCAGAAGUCAACUCGCCUGCUACCCAUUUCCCAAGGUCUCAUGUUGCAGAAGCAGUGGCCAAGGCCAAGGGUGGAGGUGGAGGAGGAGGAGGAGGAGGAAGUGGUGGCAGUGGCGGCAGCAGUGGCAGAGGUCUUGUGGGACAAGUCAUACCAAUAUAUGGAUUUGGGAUCCUUUUAUACAUAUUGUACAUUCUUUUUAAGCUUUCUUCAAAGGGGAAAACCACAACAGUUGAACGGAAAUGUCCCCCUUCAGCAUCUGGAAACAUGAAUAGGAAAAUCACUGACUAUGAGCUUGCCCAACUUCAAGAUAAGCUGAGAGAGACUGAAGAAGCCAUGGAAAAAUUGAUCAACAGAGUAGGACCCAAUUGCGAAAGCAGGGUACAAAAUGUCACCAGUGAUCAAGAGAAAAGGCUACUUCAGCAACUCAGAGAAAUUACGAAGGUUAUGAAAGAAGGCAAGCUCAUUGAUGGUGUCUCCCCAGAGAAGGAAGCCGAAGAAGCUCCCUACAUGCAAGACUGGGAAGGUUAUCCAGAAGAGACCUACCCUGUCUAUGAUAGCUCUGAUUGCUUCAAACGCAGGCAGGACACUAUCCUUGUGGAUUACCCUGACCCAAGCCAGCCUUCUGCUGAAGAGAUAGCUGAGAGGAUGGAGUUUGUGGAUGAUGAGGACUGUUUGUGUAGUGAAACUCUGUUGUCUGCUCUCGCCACAGUGAACAAUGAUCCUGCAGCAGGACAUGAGAAGGACCGGCAUGCCACGUUGAGCGCCCAGAGUGGUGCUGGCCACAACUUUGAGAAGUGCUACUGUUGUCACUAUGAAGAGGAUGACCCUGUGGUUAUAGCAGAGAAUGCAGGAUUCUGCUCUGACAGCUGCAGCGAAACAGAAGAGCCAGCCAAACAAGAGCUAUCAGUGGAUUCUGACCAUGAAAAUGCAACACCCCAAGACCAAAGUGAUGAAAAUCUGGAUGAAAUUGGCUUGCUGAGAAAGCGAAACACAAAGGGGCCUGAAUUGUUGGGACACUGAGGGUCAUGCACAAUCCUGCCCUUUCUACCGACUCUGAUCUUUGCUUACAGGGCAAAGGCUGGUCUUCACUGUUGCAUACGCAGCUUCGAUCCCUUUGCAAUUGCUGCUUAUUUGAAGUGGAAGUCAGUGAGUCUCCUUACACACUAGCUGGUGAGCCCAGUAACAAUAGUAUUGUUACUUGUAGGUUCCCAAGGAGUUUGGAAACAAGAAAAUUUCCUUAUAGCUUCCAGCCUAGCUUCCUUUCACCAUAUUGUCUCCUGACCUGAAGCUUUGCUUCACUUCAUCCACUUGUAAAAAAAAAAAAAUACAAAAGUCAUCCAAUAGAAAUUUUCUCACUAAAGUUCCAGCAGCUUACUGGGGUGUUUAUUUGCUAAGAGCAGAGCCAGCCCUACCUUUAGGAAGCGAGGCAGCCCAUUUCAGGCUGCAGAUUUUUAUUUUUUUUACCCACCAGGCCUUUUGGAUUUUUCAUCAAAAUGUCUUGGAUUAUCUUUUGCUAAGUCACAGAAAUCCUUCACAUCCUAUAGUGAGGAAAUGGAAAUGUCAUAACUUCAUGCCUUUCAUGCAAAUGCCAUUUGAGCUUCUUGACUGGUAGACAAGAAGUUUCCUUGUAAACUAGAUGUGCUACUAUCGCCUUUUCUUGUUCACUGUAAUUAACAAAUAUUAUCAGGAUCUCUUUUCCUAGGUUGUUAAUGCAUGUUUAAGGGGAAUGAACAAUCUCUCAAAUCACCUGUGGCUCAGAAUUGCAAGCUUUCCUGUAAAUCAUGGCUUGUACCACAUGAUUCCUUAACUUAAAGGCCAAUAUUUUCAAAAGACAUUUCUGUGUAAAUGUGCUUGUAACAAAAGACAAAAAUUGAUUAUGGAGGUGAACAGAGGAGCCAACAGCUGACAGUGAUCUCUCUUGCUUGUUUAAUAACCAAACUAAAAACAUCCACAAGAAACUGGAGCAGAAAACCUGCUUCAUGAGCACAGGGAAACAAAGGGGACUUUCACAGGUAAAGUGACAGGUAACAUAACAUUUUUUCCCUGAGGCCCAAAGCACAGGUAACACAAAGUCGUGUGUGUGUGUGAGAGAAAGAGAGAGAAUUGCAGCCACAGAGGAUGCCAUAUGGAGCUGAAAAUCAGCAUGGGAAGGGAAAGAAGAGCAGCUUAACCUUUUGUCCUCCAGUGGUAUUUUCCACUAAAAUAGUUGUUUCAUCAUAAUUAUUUAUAUUAAAGCUAACUAUAUUUAUAAGCUAUGAUUAUUUAUUAUAGCACUGGUAGGGGUUAUUUUCCUUUAUGCAAGUUCACUUUUGAAAGGUCUUUUGACUCCACAGAGCUUUUCUGGUUAAUUCAAAGUGUGCUUUUAUUUGAGGGUGGGUGGGAGUUUACGACAAUUGCAGCUGGCAGAGGAAAAUGGAAGGGAAGAAGGGAAGACAGUUGCCUCACUUCCUUAGUGAUUGUUUCUGCUCUACGAGCUAAGGAUGGGAUAGAAGCAGGGAGGUCAAUGGAAUUCUCUGAGCUUGGGCUUUGAGAAGAAUUUUUGGAGCUCAGAAAAGGACCUCCCACCACCAAGGACUCAGGGAUGGACUUCCUGAGCCUCUGAGAGUUCUUCUCUGAGUUUGGAGAGGUUCUCCAUAUCCCUUCCCACCAGGCUUUUGUCAUAUUCCCCUCCUUUACUGACCAUCUCAGUAGGAGAAUCAGCAGUAGCACCAACAGAGGCUCCCUGCCCACCCACAGUACUAGGAAAAAAGCAGCAGUGCUGCUGCUGCCCAAGACUUGGGUUGGUGUUUUUCUCCCCCUUUGUAGCUUUCCAGAGCAAAGUUGUGGUGACCCUUUGGAUUUGGAGUCUUCCCAAGGACCACCUCAAUGCAAAUGCAUUGCAGAAUGUCUCCAGAUCCCAAGGGCCACCAUGACUGUGUGCUGACGUGCUUCAGAGGAGCAUGUGAGGGCAACAAGAGGAGCUGGAGGGAAAACACUUUUUGAAUACAGUGCUGCCACUUUCUUCCUUGAGUAAGGGAGUGAGCCUUCCUCCUCCCUGCACCAUGGUGCCACGGCUGAUUCUCUCACUGCUCUGCCGAUAGUCCCAAGUCCAAUAAGCAAAAGGGUGAGAGGCUGGUGGGAAGGGGGCUAAGAACUUUUCCAAGCUAUUCCCAUUGGUCUGAGCUCUUAUGGUCUUUGAAGCAAAGAACUUUGAUUAUUUCUGGGCCAGUUUGAUGGGAGCUCUGAGGAGUUUGCCCAUCUCUAGUUACAAUAGGAAAGGAAAAUGUGGCUCUUUAUAAGGCAGUGAGACAUUUGUUGGUUUUGCUGCCACAAAGCCUAGUUUGUGGUAACUUUGAAACAUUAAUUUUAACUUUAUCUGAUAUUUUAGCUAAAUUAAAAUUGGUCAAUACAAGCUAUUCUGUUUGAUCAGUUUCUGUUCCAUAAAUAGAGAUCUUUAGUAAUUCUGGUUUUUCAAAACUUAAGCAAAACCUGCUUUUGUGAAGUUCAGGAUCAUUUUGUGCUUCAUGUUGGAUAUUACAGCUAUCUACUUCAGGAACAGUUUGCCACUCACAGGUAAUGGAAAAUGUUAAAGGAAAUAUUGUAAGUAUUUUUCUCUUUUAAAUUGUGUAUUUAUUUUUACCUUAUUUAUUUUCUCUGACUAAACUGAGGUAAAAUUUCA